AUGGAUGACUCAAACUACAACGCAAAUGCCACGUCACCGCCAGCAGAAUCAACCAUUGGACUACAAGACGUUCUUUUCAACAUCGCUAUAGGGUUCAUUGGCGCAAUCGGUAUUAUCGGUAACGGGACAGUUUGCUUUGUAAUAGUGAAGGUGAAAUCUAUGAGAACUGCAACAAAUAUACUGAUUUUAAACCAGUCUAUAUUGGAUCUUACUAUUUCACUUGUAUUCGUACUUAGUUAUCUUGGGCCGACAAUUGAUCCGUUAUCUGAUACAUUUAGAGAAACUGUCUUCUGCAAAUUCUGGUUAUCACUUUAUCCUCUAUGGUCGUUAUUCGAUUCAUCCUCUCUGAACCUCGUUGCCAUCACGUUUGAACGUUAUUUUGCUAUCGUCCACCCUGUUAUGCAUCACAACAAAUUUAAAGGAAGUGGUGUCCGUGGCGUCAUUGCAGCCAUUUGGCUUUCUGGGUUUUCGAUUGAAUGGUUCUGGCCGUACGUACAUUUUAUUGACAACGGUGUAUGUACAAAUCAUUUUAAUGAUAAACACCUGGAACGAUUCGUCGGAUUAAUGGUGUUCUUCGUGGAAUACUUAUUUCCGAUGACGGUUUUUAUUUACUGUUAUGUCAAGAUUUUCAUUGUGUUGAGAACCCGCGUGAAGGAACACGCCACUAAUACUGUUGCAUCGAACCAAGGAAGCACGUAUACUAAAGCAUCACAAAACGUCACAAAGACCCUGUGUGUGGUGGUCAUAACAUAUUUUGUGUGUUGGACGGUGCCAUCUCUAGCAUAUUUUCAAAACUGGGUAUUUGGCGGGCCACUCGAUUGGAACGGAGCAUUUUACAAAUUCACGGUGCUGUCUGUGUUUUGCAAUGUAUGCUGUAAUCCUAUUAUAUACGGACUGAUUUGGGAGCACUUCAGAAAGGCUCUUAAGCAAGUGUUCGCCUGUAAAAAGAGCAAUAAAAUAAGCCCGGAGCAAAGUGUUGCCACGGUUACACGGGCCUAA
Saccoglossus kowalevskii is the source of this 999-nucleotide messenger RNA. RefSeq names its product galanin receptor type 1-like. Gene Ontology annotation, biological process: G protein-coupled receptor signaling pathway. Lineage: Eukaryota; Metazoa; Hemichordata; Enteropneusta; Harrimaniidae. The record is from RefSeq and is a predicted model, not a curated record. Gene Ontology annotation, cellular component: membrane. Gene Ontology annotation, molecular function: G protein-coupled receptor activity.